Magnolia sinica is the source of this 2341-nucleotide messenger RNA. RefSeq names its product NAD-dependent malic enzyme 59 kDa isoform, mitochondrial. The record is from RefSeq and is a predicted model, not a curated record. NCBI's taxonomy places the organism in Eukaryota, Viridiplantae, Streptophyta, Magnoliopsida, Magnoliales, Magnoliaceae. Gene Ontology annotation, cellular component: mitochondrion. The transcript is spliced from 19 exons. The coding region runs from base 300 to 2120 and encodes 606 amino acids. Gene Ontology annotation, biological process: pyruvate metabolic process; malate metabolic process. Gene Ontology annotation, molecular function: malate dehydrogenase (decarboxylating) (NAD+) activity; NAD binding.
UCUUCCACUGCCAUUCCCCUCUGCUUCGCUACUCUUUCUCGGGCAGAUCUUCUCCUACCCGCAUUUCGCUCUCUCCUCCCUCUACUGUUCAAAUACUCCCACUCAUACAGAGAGAGAGAGAGAGAGAGAGAGAGAGAGAGAGAGAGAUUUCUCUAUAUAAGGAGGAGAAAACAGAGAAAGAUCUUCGAAAUUGGGAAAAUGUGGUUUAGAGAGCGAAAACAGUAGUAGAACAGCUUCGAUAUUUUCUUCGCAGAUCUUGAAAUCCUUGCGAUUUCGAUCUAGAUUUCGGCGAUCGAGAAAUGUGGAAACUUGCCCGCUCGGCAGCUGCAAGCUUGCGCCAGGCGCGGCGGUUCUCUGCCGCGAUCCCCGGCCCUUGCAUCGUCCACAAGCGCGGCACUGACAUCCUCCACGAUCCGUGGUUUAAUAAGGAUACUGGUUUCCCCUUGACAGAAAGAGAUCGGCUUGGGCUCCGGGGUCUUCUUCCUCCUCGAGUUAUAUCAUUUGAGCAGCAAUAUGAUCGUUUUAUGGAAUCAUAUCGAUCCUUGGAGCAUAAUACCCACGGGGAACCCAUUAAUGUGGUCUCUUUAGCAAAAUGGAGGAUACUGAACAGACUGCAUGACAGGAAUGAGACAUUGUACUAUAGGGUCCUCAUUGAUAACAUUGAAGACUUUGCUCCAAUAAUAUACACUCCAACAGUAGGUUUGGUUUGUCAAAACUAUGGAGGUCUGUUUAGACGUCCACGUGGGAUGUAUUUCAGUGCAAAGGAUAAGGGAGAGAUGAUGUCCAUGAUCUACAAUUGGCCAUCUCCACAGGUAGACAUGAUAGUGCUGACAGAUGGGAGCCGUAUUCUUGGUCUUGGUGACCUUGGAGUUCAGGGGAUCGGAAUACCUAUUGGAAAACUUGACAUGUAUGUUGCUGCUGCUGGCAUCAAUCCACAGAGAAUACUUCCGGUUAUGCUUGAUGUUGGUACCAACAACCAAAAGCUUCUUGAAGAUAGCCUUUAUUUAGGACUACGUCAACCUCGGUUGGAGGGAGAUGAGUAUUUAUCAAUUAUUGAUGAAUUCAUGGAAGCUGUGUUUACGCGUUGGCCAAAGGCUAUUGUACAGUUCGAGGACUUCCAAAUGAAGUGGGCAUUUGAAACUCUGCAACGGUAUCGGAGAAAAUUUUGCAUGUUCAACGAUGACAUACAGGGAACUGCUGGUGUUGCACUAGCUGGAUUACUGGGAGCGGUAAGAGCACAGGGUCGACCACUAACUGACUUCGUUAAACAAAAGAUUGUUGUAGUAGGAGCUGGAAGUGCAGGGAUAGGUGUGCUCGACACAGCAAAGCAAGCUGUUUCAAGAAUGAUGGGAAAAAGUGAAACUACGGCAGCAAAGAACCAGUUUUGGCUUCUUGAUAAAAAUGGUCUUAUCACAAAAGAUAGAAAGGAUCUAGACCCGGCAGCAGCUCCUUUUGCUAGAGGCAUUGGCCCAGGAGAGAUUGAGGGACUUGGGGAGGGGGCUAGUCUCCUUGAAGUGGUUAAAAAGGUGAAGCCCCACGUACUUCUAGGUUUGUCUGGAGUUGGGGGCAUCUUUGAUGAGCAGGUGCUUAAGGCCAUGCGAGAGUCAGAUUCCCCUCGGCCUGCAAUAUUUGCAAUGUCAAAUCCUACAAUGAACGCCGAAUGCACAGCUGCUGAUGCAUUCAAAUAUGCGGGACCUAACAUUGUUUUUGCUAGUGGGAGCCCAUUCCAAAAUGUUGAUCUUGGAAAUGGAAAAGUAGGCCAUGUUAAUCAAGCAAACAACAUGUAUUUGUUUCCUGGGAUCGGUUUAGGAACUCUUCUGGCCGGUGCCCAUUUUAUUUCAGAUGGGAUGUUACAAGCUGCAUCUGAGUGCCUUGCAUCAUAUAUGACGGAUGAGCAACUCCAAAAGGGCAUCCUUUAUCCUUCUAUAUCAAGCAUUCGUCAUAUCACGACGGAAGUUGGAGCAGCUGUUCUGCAGGCAGCUGUUGCUGAAGAACUUGCUGAAGGACAUGGUGAGGUUGGGCCGAAAGAGCUCAUGCACAUGUCGAAGGACGAGAUGGUGAAGUACAUAGCACGCAGUAUGUGGUACCCUAUUUACAGCCCUCUAGUUCAUGAGAAGUGAGGAUCUUAUUUUUAGGUGAUUGCUACUUAAGGCAGUUAAUAGAUAUUAAAAUGUUCUAUCUCUACGUGUUUUUUAUUUGUUGGAAUUUUGAAUGGCCCAGUAGAAGAAAUUUGAUAAUAAGGCAUCAUCCCCUAUUUGAUUGCGGACCAUGACUUCGGGUGAUAUUCAUGUAAAUACUCUUGAAUUUUAUGAUUACUAGGGUCGCUUUUGAUUUUUUUUUU